AUGCCAAAACCUGUGGUUUUAACUGCUGUGCUUGUACCGUACUUCGAUCUAGCCUUACCGGGGUCCACUGUAGCUUCUCCCUUUACACCUAUUUUCUGCUUUCUCCUGAAUGGUCUGGGAUGCCUCGUGGUCGCCGUGGCGAUAGCGUCGCUGGUGCUUAAUGUUCUUGUCUUCGUACGGUUUCUGGAUGACUACCCCGGUAAAGAUAAGUCAAAUCCACCGAAGCUUCUGAUAGUGCCAGAGCGUCCGACAAUUCACAAACGGAAUGUGCAACUUCCGGCAAAGUCCAGGAUCAUUAGCCUGGCAUCAAUACACGCCAACAGUUCAAAAUAUUGUCCCAGUUAUGGAGAAGCGCUCAACACACCUGCAUGGAAGGCGGCUGCCACCAACCUGCAGAAUGCCAUCGACGAAGAUGUCAAUCCAUGUGACGAUUUCUAUAAAUUCUCAUGCGGCAAGUACAUAAGCCAUACCCAAGAAGGGGUUUCGACGUUACAUCAAGCUCAACUGAAUGUCAACAAGGAGAUUGUCAAGAUUCUUAAGAAUGUUGAUGUAAACGAUGAAAAUAAAUGGUUUGGUGCCAUUCCCUUUCUCAAUCAUACGAUCGACAGACCUUACGAUUUCUUUGAAACAGCUGGAUCUCUUCUGCAAUUGCGUGCUCUCGGAACAUUAACGGCGUCAUGGCCCGUUCUCCCUAUGCCUCGGGAGUACUAUGUACAGCCACAAUAUAUGGCAUAUCUGGAGGUUCGAGGCAAACUGAUAAAACGAAUGCUCACUGAGUUCGCCAAAUUGAUCUUGGACGAUCCAUCAAAAUACAAUGAUAUGAUAGAUGAGGCUUCGAACGACAUCGUAAGUUUCGAGAGGCAAAUCGCCAUGGCAUCAUGGCCAGAUAGUGAGUUGAGGGACUAUGGAAAACAAUACAAUAGGAUCAAUUUGGACAAAUUGAUGUCGAGAUACCCGACUCUCAAGUGGGAGAGUUACUUCUAUGAGUUGCUGUCGACAGCUAGAUCAGGACCAAUGCGUGCCGAGACCAAUGUUGUCAUUUCACAGCCGUCGUAUUUCGCGUGGUUGAGUUCACUUAUAGCCACUAAGGAAAAGAAGAGAAUGAGUACGAUCGUAAACUACAUGAUCACUCAACUGCUAUUUGAAAUAAUUAAGUCGUUAGACUGGAUGUCAGCAUCGUCUAAGGCAAAGGCGCUGAGAAAAGGUUACAUUUGGAUUUUCUUUUCUGAAAGGCACUCAAACGAUGUAGUUAAACUUCUUUCAGUCGAACUAAUGCCAACAUACAUCGGGUGGCCAUUGGCGUUUGGAGAUUUCAAGAACACCACUGCCAUAGAUGAUUAUCAUCGUAAAGAUUACGCUCCCAUUCUUGAAAUUUUCAAAAAGGAUCCUACCGACUUUUACAAUGUCAAACACACCUUACAAAGAGCUUUUAUAAAUCGAGAGCACGUACGUCCGUUUGUUCACAGAGCGAAUAGGAUGAAUUUCCUUAUGUCACCAGCCUUGGUUGACGCUUGGUAUCAACUGGAGAGGAAUGUACUCGUCGUACCUUGUGCUCUUUGGAGUCCACCUUUCUACAACAAAGAUUACCCGAUGGCUGUCAAUUUUGCCGGUCUUGGUAGCGUUGUGGGACGCGAGCUUGUGCACGCUUUUGAUGAUGAGGGAAUUCAGUUCGAUGGAUUUGGAGGGCUCAUCUGUGAGGAAUGGAAACACUGUUCCUGGGCGGACGACAAAACGAAGAAAGCCUACGUAGAUGCGGCUCAAUGUGUUGUCUCUCAGUACAGCAGCCAGUGUUGUCCGGUGAAAGAAGGAUUCACGCGUUGCGUCGACGGUGCAGCAACCCAAGGUCAAAACAUUGCAGAUCUCGGAGGUAGGUGUCGUACCUCCUGUUGUUACCCCAUCCGGUUGCAGGCAGCGUAUACGGGAUAUCUAAAAUACAUGCAGGAUCGGAAUGAAACAGAAAAAAGACUGCCCGGCUUGGAACAAUAUACUCCCAAGCAACUGUUCUGGAUGUCCUACGCAAAUACGUGGUGUUCAAAUGAAGGAAAUAUUGCACGAUUGUUCCAGCUGAUCGCAAAUCAACACGCUCCCGCUGCGUGUCGAACUAACCAAGUGGUGCAGGAUAUUCCUGAAUUUGCGGCGGAUUUCGGGUGUCAAGCGGGAGAAAAAAUGUUCCCUUCCCCUGAUGCUCGAUGUAAGGUGUGGGCUUAG
Haemonchus placei is the source of this 2208-nucleotide messenger RNA. NCBI's taxonomy places the organism in Eukaryota, Metazoa, Nematoda, Chromadorea, Rhabditida, Trichostrongylidae. The record is from the annotation of a GenBank genome assembly.